GUAGUCUUCACCUGAAACCAACUCGGGGCAUCUCUCACUUUAAAACAUUUCCUCGCUCUCAAAUUUUUGAGGUUUUCCCGCUCGCGGCGCAAUAAUGGAGUCAACAUCAUCCGCGGCCUGGCAAAACGACGACGUAUGGGAGCUCCGCCGCGACGACGACGGCUUCGUCUACAAGCGCAAGAAGAGGCGCCGCCUCGACGACGACCCCGCCCCACCGCCUCCGUCCUCCGCCGCAGAUCUCCCGGACGACACCGAGGCCCGCCGGAGAGAGUGGAGGGAGAAGGCUCUGCUGAAGCUGAAGACUCAGUACACGGCCGAGAUUGAGCACUGGGAGCUUUUAUCGAACAGGCUGAAGGAAAUGGAGGAGAAGACGAGUCAGAUUCAGCGGCGGCGAUUAGAGCAGCGAGAACGAGACCAAACGGCGUCGUUUGAUGGUUCUGGCGUGGAGAGGAACCAGUGCUUGGAGUCGGUGCUGGACGAGCUGCUCUUGCAGGCCGAAGCUCAGGAAUCGAUCAUUGCUGAUGUUUCAAGUUUGUGUGACACGGUGGAAGCAAUGUGUCGUACGGAAGAGGAAGAUGUAGCUCAGUCUUUGAUCGAUCUUCCAAUCUGGGGCUCACCACGCGAGCUCAUGAGAUCGCUUUGUGAUGGGUGACAAGAGGUAGGGAAAUAUGAGAAUAGUUUUCUUUGCUUAUGAUGUGAUAUAGUAUGAGGGAGUUAUGUAACUAACCACAAGAUGAUCAAGCUUAGAAAGUAGAGUAGCCUCUCAAGUCAGCACAGAGCAAUGUGUUUUAUUUGAUUGAGCUUAGAACUAUGCUGAUUGGUGUGUGUAUUUAUUAGGUCUUGAGCUCUCUAGCAGUAGUGGUGGUGUGUUGUAUAUGUAAGAUUGAGGUUCUGUUCUCCAUUUUUUAGUUUCUAUUUGUUCUUUCUUGUAA
Messenger RNA from Rosa chinensis, 932 nucleotides. RefSeq lists its product as uncharacterized. The transcript has 2 exons. The record is from RefSeq and is a predicted model, not a curated record. The coding region runs from base 95 to 652 and encodes 185 amino acids. NCBI's taxonomy places the organism in Eukaryota, Viridiplantae, Streptophyta, Magnoliopsida, Rosales, Rosaceae.